GCUGGUACCCCGCCUGGUAGAGAUGCCACACUCGCUCGGCGGCUCGCACGGCGCUCUGAAGACGCCGGCGCCCGCCGCCUUGAGGAGCCGCUGCCCCCGCUCCCUGACGAUGGGGGAACAAUGAAAUAAGCGAGAAGAUUCCUCUUCUCCCCCCUCUCUCUCUUGCCCCCUCCCCCUCCCCUCCCCUCUCCCCUCGACUCCUCUCCGAGGCACCAUGCUGACCCGCCUGUUCAGCGAGCCCGGCCUCCUUUCGGACGUGCCCAAGUUCGCCAGCUGGGGCGACGGCGACGACGACGAGCCGAGGAGCGACAAGGGCGACGCACCGCCGCCGCCUCCGCCUGCGCCCGGGCCGGGGGCUCCGGGGCCCGCUCGGGCCGCCAAGCCAGUCCCCCUUCGUGGAGAAGAGGUGCCGGAGGCCACGUUGGCAGAGGUCAAGGAGGAGAGCGAGCUGGGGGGCGAAGAGGAGGAGGAAGAGGAGGAGGAAGAAGGGCUGGACGAGGCGGAAGGCGAGAGGCCCAAGAAGCGCGGGCCCAAGAAGCGCAAGAUGACCAAAGCGCGCCUGGAGCGCUCCAAGCUUCGGAGGCAGAAGGCUAACGCAAGGGAGCGCAACCGCAUGCACGACCUGAACGCGGCGCUGGAUAACCUGCGCAAGGUGGUGCCCUGCUACUCCAAGACGCAGAAGCUGUCCAAGAUCGAGACGCUGCGCCUAGCCAAGAACUACAUCUGGGCGCUCUCGGAGAUCCUGCGCUCCGGCAAGCGGCCAGACCUAGUGUCCUAUGUGCAGACUCUAUGCAAGGGUCUGUCGCAGCCCACCACCAAUCUGGUGGCAGGUUGCCUGCAGCUGAACUCGCGCAACUUCCUUACAGAGCAGGGCGCCGACGGCGCGGGUCGCUUCCACGGCUCGGGCGGCCCCUUUGCCAUGCACCCAUAUCCGUACCCGUGCUCGCGCCUGGCGGGCGCACAGUGCCAGGCGGCCGGCGGCCUGGGCGGCGGCGCGGCACACGCCCUGCGGACCCACGGCUACUGCGCCGCCUAUGAGACGCUGUAUGCGGCGGCGGGCGGUGGCGGCGCGAGCCCGGACUACAACAGCUCCGAAUAUGAGGGCCCGCUUAGCCCCCCGCUCUGUCUCAAUGGCAACUUCUCACUCAAGCAGGACUCGUCGCCCGACCACGAGAAGAGCUACCACUACUCUAUGCACUACUCGGCGCUGCCCGGUUCGCGGCCCGCGGGCCACGGGCUAGUCUUCGGCUCGUCGGCUGUGCGCGGGGGCGUCCACUCGGAGAAUCUCUUGUCUUACGAUAUGCACCUUCACCACGACCGGGGCCCCAUGUACGAGGAGCUCAAUGCGUUUUUUCAUAACUGAGACCUCGCGCCGGCCCCCUUCUUUUUCUUUUGCCUUUGCCCGCCCCCCUGCCCUCAGCUCCUCAGCGCAGGGACACCCCCACCCACCCCAGCGCGGGGCGCGGGGAGCAGGCCGCGGGUCCUGCCGCUCUCCUGGGCAGCGCAGUCCUCUUACCUGUGGGUGGCCCGUCCCAGGGGCCUCGCUUCCCCCAGGGGACUUGCCUUCUCUCUCCCCGAGGGGUUCCUUCCUCCUUUCUCCCAGGGAGUGCUUCUCCAGGGACCUCUCUCUGGGUGCUCCCAGGAGACACCCCUCCCCCAUUCCCAAUAUCUUCACUUUGGUUUUCUCCUCCCGCUCCUCCUUGCAGGCUCCAAGGCUUUGGUGAGGGGGCAGCUGAGCUGUGGGAUGCGGUUUUCCCUCUCAUUAUUGUUAUAAAAACAGACACCCAGCUGCUGAGGCAGAAAGGAGCAGGGCAUCCCCCCUUCUUGAAGAGGGCAGAAGUCAGGGUGCUGGGGCACGACCCAAUCCCGAGUCUCCGCAUUUUGGAAUUUUAAUUUUGGCGGGAGGGGAUGUGGAUUGAGAAGAAAGAGAAAGGCCAAGACAAUUUGUAACUAGAAUCCGUUUUUCCUUUUUCCUUUUUUAAAACAAACAAACAUACAAAAAAAAAAAAAAAAAGCUAAGAGGCGACGGAGGCCGAACGCAGAGUCCGGAUCGGAGAGAAAACGCAGUAAGAACUUUUAGAAGCAAUAAAAGGCAAAAAAAAAAAAAAUACUACUACCAAUAAUAAUAAUAAUAAAAAAGACACAAAUAUCUAUGCAAGGAGGUUCUGACUGAGCCUAUCGGCCCGGCCCUGGGAUGCCCCUCCCGGCCCGCGGGCCGCCCCGCCCCAGAGCGGAUCUGUGCACUUUGGUGAAGUGGGGGGCCGCGCUGCCCCCUCCCCUCCCCAGGUUCUUACAAUCAGUGACUCGGAGAUUUGGGGCCCCAGUGCCACUGCCCUCCCCCGCCCCGUCCCCGUUGUGCGUCAUGCUGUUUUUUAAAAACCUGUUUCCAAAUUUGUACGGAAUGGCAAACUGUUGGGGGGUCGGUUUGGGGAGGGAGGGUUUGCAUGAGAGACACACACGCACACCACACCGCACGCACAAGCAGGCCGGGCGCAGGCGUCUGGGGCAGAAGGAGGUGAGCUUGCUGGCUCUCCCUCCCCGAGGUUACUUCCGUCCCCUCCUGGGAGCGAGGGGGUGGGGACGGAGACCUGGGGGCAGCCUCACACCAGCCGGGACUGUGCCUCGGUGGGCACCUGGCGCUUGGCGAUUUCAGGUGUCUGGAGAGGGUUGGUUUUUUUUGUUUGUUUUGGUUUGGUUUUUUGGUUUUUUUUUGUCCGGGGAGUCCUCCCGGUUUACGCCAGGGAGUGAGACGAGAGAGGGCUGAGGGCUCCUGCUGGAGGUUUCCUUCAAAACGGGCAAAAAAUGAACCUCUCUUCACAGGAGGCAGGGGCUCAGGCAUCUAAACACACGAUGCAAAAUGCAAACCCAUGACACACCCACACACUUACAAAAUUUUACCUUCCUCUUGUAGUGAAGAUGAAACUCCCGUCGGACACCCGAAGUGCAUUGCGUGUUUCUGUUCAGUUUAUGA
Molecule: messenger RNA, 2971 nt
Organism: Nycticebus coucang (slow loris)
Lineage: Eukaryota; Metazoa; Chordata; Mammalia; Primates; Lorisidae
Gene: NEUROD2
Product: neuronal differentiation 2
Exons: 2
Coding region: 215-1363 (382 amino acids)
Biological process (GO): nervous system development; regulation of DNA-templated transcription
Molecular function (GO): protein dimerization activity
Source: RefSeq, a predicted model, not a curated record